Molecule: messenger RNA, 1869 nt
Organism: Ambispora gerdemannii
Lineage: Eukaryota; Fungi; Glomeromycota; Glomeromycetes; Archaeosporales; Ambisporaceae
Source: the annotation of a GenBank genome assembly
AUGGGACUUAGAGAGGUUCUCGCAGUCGCUGGAGUCCUUAUCCUGAAUCUUUUGGUCUUGCUUACUUUCCCAAAAGAUAUGCCUGAUCCUCCAAAACAAGCUAUCGUUCCAUUGACUGGUUUCCCGGCAUGGCAUGGAGAAAAACACGAUGAAUUUCCCGAACAAGAACGAGCACAUGGCAUUUUAACCAUGCUAGUGACCUUUAUUUCAUCAUAUUUUGCUUUAAAAUUCACUGCAAAAAGUCUAACGGAUUCUUCUUCCCACAAUUCAUACUUUUACUUCAAAGACAACGCCCCUAUUCCAACAACGCUAUUUAACCGUUUAUUAGCACUCUAUAAUUUUUCAACAUUUAUUACUUCAUUAGCAUUUUUUUUGUUUGAUGCGGGAAAAAUUUUCAGCAUGUUUGGUUCCUUACAUAAUUUCUUUGAGGUUGCAAUUAUGUUGCUGUUGCAUAGAGGUGGAAAGGUUACUAGUUAUUUGUGGUAUUUUGGACUGUUGAGUGUGUACUUUUUAUUGGUACAAUCUUUGAAUAUUGUGUUCCAUUGGCCGUAUGAUGCAAUGUGGUUUAAAUGGCAAGGUCUUACGCAAGAUUUCGCGUUAUUGAUUCUUUUUAGUCGAAUUUAUGUUUACACUAAAAAGAAUCUAAAAGAUGAUGCAUCAACUGCAUUACCAGUAACUGAAGACGAACAAAAUAAUGACGAUAGUCCCAAGCUUAAUCUCUUUCCACCAGUUAUCAAUCAUCCUCGUGAAUACUUAUUGAUGGUCAUGGCAGUUAUAAUUCAUGUCGGCGGAAAUAUUUUGAAUACCCUUUCUCCAACAAAUGCGACUGGCGCACGUCUUCCAAGAUUUCUAGGUGGAAGUAAUUAUCCAAUUGAAGAUUUAGAUAAAAUACAGCCAUAUACUUCUGAUAAAGUGCUUUCGCCGCGAUAUGAUGAAUCCAGUGGUGGCAGAAAAUCGGAUAAAGUGGCGGUUGUAAUUCCAAUGCAUCUUAACGAAAAAAAAUCAAAGACUCGGAUGAAAAGAUUAUUGGAGCAAUUAGCGUGGCAGACUCGUGUACCUAAUAUUGUGGUUGUAGUCGAUGAUUGUUCUCCUUACCAUUACAAAGAUUCGGAAAUUUUGCCCGAUGAUUAUGAACUUGAUGUGAAAAUUGAGAAGCUGAAAGCCCGUAUGGGAUUUGCUUUUGCUAGAAAUCGUGGAAUCGAGAUCGUGUCUAAUUAUUGUUCACCUUCAAUGAUACUAUUCACUGAAGACAACUGCCUUCCAGAUGUAAAAUGGAUAGAAUGUGCACUAGAAGCCUACGAUACACGUAAAAAACAACACGGCUUAGAAAAUUUUUUAUUAUGUGGUCAAACGCGCGCAAUUGGAAACACAUUGUUCGAUUUCUAUCACAACAUCAGUGGAACUUUGAAUGGUCGAUUUCUCCCACACCAUAACAACUCAUUACUAUAUGGAACGCUUGUCAAUUUCGCUGCCCCGUUUUCCGUCAUCAAUCGUAUUCGAUUUGAUGAUAGUUUCAACGAGGGCGCUUUUGAUGAUGUCGAGUUUUUUGUUCGAGCAAGGGAAUUCGAGGUUAAAACCUGGCCUGUUCCUGAUAUGUUUGUUAAUUAUAAUUUUGGUUAUUCGGGUGGUGGUAGUAAUGACAUCAAAUACUUCAAUAGUCUUAGUAAUGUUGAUGGUGUUUUGGAAGAACAAGAGGAGGAGGAGGAAGAAAGUGUUGCAAGCUGGAAAAGUCUGGUCUAUUUUUGUAGGAACUAUAUAAUGUUUGUUCGUCUUUUCCGUAAAUAUGGUGUAUGGUAUCCAUUAAUGUUGGCAAGACAUCCCGAAUUUGCAGGUUUUCUUGAACUGUCUCAAGAGAUUUCCCUGAUUUAA